This is a messenger RNA of Trichosurus vulpecula (common brushtail), 1215 nucleotides long. RefSeq names its product serpin family E member 3 (gene SERPINE3). Bases 1 to 1215 code for a protein of 404 amino acids. The transcript has 7 exons. Gene Ontology annotation, molecular function: serine-type endopeptidase inhibitor activity. Gene Ontology annotation, biological process: negative regulation of endopeptidase activity. NCBI's taxonomy places the organism in Eukaryota, Metazoa, Chordata, Mammalia, Diprotodontia, Phalangeridae. The record is from RefSeq and is a predicted model, not a curated record.
AUGCUGCCUCUCACCUUCAUCCUCUUCCUCCUCCACUCUGGCCACCUCCGGGGAGGGAACAGUGACCUCCGAAAGGAACUGAAGGGGUUCAAGACUGGAUUUGCUAUCCGCCUCUACCGGAGCUUGACGGGAAGUGGAAAUGGCACAAACCUGGUCAUCUCGCCAGCCAGCGUGUCUAUCCCUCUGGAGUUACUCCAGUUUGGAGCCCGAGGAAACACCUGUUUGCAACUCGAAAGGGCCCUGGGCUAUACAGUUCAUGACAGAAGAGUGCAUGAUUUCCUUCGAACUGCUCAGGCAGCAGCUACUACUUCUGGCCCAGGAACCACGAUUCAGCUGGCAUGUGCCUUUUUUGUACAAACUGGAACACAUCUCUCCUCUCAUUUCACUGAGCACAUCUCCCUGUGGGCCAACAGCAGCCUGGAGACAACCAACUUCAGUGAGCCUAACAGGACGACAGCUCAGAUCAAUAGAUGGAUCUCUUGGUUUGUUGCAGAUGAAAAACCCGGAAAUGUCUCCUUGAAAAGGAUCCAUUCAGCACUUGCGCAGAUUGCUCUGGUGAGCACCAUGUCCUUCCGAAGCAUUUGGCAAAAGAGAUUCUCCUUUGCAGACACCCAAGUGUUGUCCUUUACCAGCACAGAAGGCCUCAUACUCAGAGUGCCCAUGAUGUACCAAACUGCUGCUGUCAACUAUGGCCAGUUCCAAGUCACAGAUAAGCAACCAGUUGGGGUACUUGAACUACCUUAUCAAGGAAGCUCAGUGAGCCUAUUCCUGGUACUGCCUCGGAACAAAGCAACCCCUCUGGCCUUUCUGGAGCCAUACCUCACAGCCAGUGCCAUUCACAUCUGGACAAAUAACCUGAAGAGAAUAAAGAUGGAUAUUUUUCUACCCAGGUUCAGGAUCCAAAACCACUUCAAUCUGAAAGAAGUCUUAAGUUCUUUGGGGAUCACAGAUCUGUUUGAUCCAUUCAAAGCUAACUUGAAAGGAAUUUCAGGCCGAGAUGACCUUUAUGUUUCUGAAGCAAUCCACAAUGCCAGGAUUGAAGUUCUGGAGGAUGGUACCAAGGCAUCUGGGACAACAGCUCUAGUGUUACUGAGAAGAUCUAGGACUCCAAUUUUUAAGGCAGAUAGACCAUUCAUCUUUUUCCUGAGAGAAUCCAAUACAGGUAUUUCAAUAAUUUCUUUGGUGGGACUCAUGAGGCAAAUUACACACAAAUGA